AUGUCGACGGAAAAGAAAUCUGUCGUAAACAGCUCAUCGUGGGCCGUCACUGACGACAGUCAAGUGCGCCCUGCCUUUUUCUCAUUCAAGGAUAUUGAUUGCAGAUUGAAAGUCCGAGGUGAAUGGAAGCAAUUGUUACAUAGUGUCAAUGGAUAUGUCAAGCCUGGUGAAUCUUUGGCCAUUAUGGGUCCAUCUGGUGCUGGUAAAAGUACCUUGUUGGAUGUCAUUUCUUUCAGGAAAACCACCGGAGAAUGGACUCACGAUGUCCGUCUGAACGGUGCACCAUUGACUCGUCGUGAAUUCAUCCAAAACAACGGUUACGUUACAUCCGAUGACUUGUUGCCACCAGAAUUGACCACUCGUGAAGCUUUGGAGUUCUGUGCUGCUCUUCGUUUACCUGAGAACUGGACCGCAGAAGAAAGAAAAGCACGAGUUGACGAUGUCUUGACAUUAAUGCAGCUCACCUAUGUCGAACACAACAAGAUCGGAUCUGCUUUGGUCCGUGGUUUGUCAACUGGUGAACGAAAGCGUGUCAACGUCGCCGUCGAAAUGUUGCCAGUAGCAUCAGUAUUGUUCUUGGACGAACCCACUACUGGUUUGGACAGUGCAACCGGUCGGGCUAUCAUUGAAAACGUCAACGAAGUCGUCCGUCUCCGUAAAUUAGCUUGCAUUGCCACAAUUCACCAGCCCUCCUACACCAUUUUGUCUCAAUUCGACAACCUUUUACUCCUCUGUCCCGGUGGAAAGACCUGUUACUUUGGUAAAACCGCUGAUGCCAUCUCCUACUUCGAAAGGUUGGGAAUUCCAAUUGUCGGCAACCCAGCUGAAAUCUACGCAAACGAACAAGCUGCUCAAGCCGAUUUCCUCAUUUCCUCAUGGAAUGCAUCCACCGAAUGUGCUGCUCUUGCCAAGAGAGUGAACGACAUUCACUCCGGUCAAGGCUCAAUCAACAACUAUGAAGCCUUCCACUUGAAAAAAGCUACAUUCUGGGAAUCAAUGGGUUUCUAUCAACUCGCUUCUAGUCGUAUCCAAUUCUACCAUUUGAUGUUGCGUCAAUUGAGAAUCUACUGGAGAAACCCUCUUAUGUCUACAACUCGAUUCAUCUCCGCUCUCGUCGUCGGUCUAUUCUGUGGUGGCGCUUUCUAUGGCCAAGAUGCAGGUUUCUACGGUCACGUCGGAAAGGAUGCUCUUGGUUUCACUAUAACACUGAUGGUUCCUGGAUUCGGUUCUGCUGCUAUUGCAUACUGGCUUGAACGUCGUAAAUCAUACUACCACGAGGAGGCCGCAGGUUACUACAACAAGCUCUGGUACUUGCUUUCACAAUAUGUCGUCGAAGUCAUGUUCGCUGGAACCAUGUGCGCUUGCGUCGCAUUCAUCGCUCUCCCCAUGGCUGGAUUUGACAACAAGAACUUGGCUGAAUCUGGAUUUACCCUCUACCUUGAAGCUAUUUGUGUUUCAUCCCUCAACAUGAUCUGUGCUUACAUUGCUGGAUCCAUUCCAUACGCCAACGCUGCCUUCACCAUUCACUACUUCUUCUUCCUCUUCUGGACCAGUACAUAUUGUCCCGACAACUUCAUCUUACCCAGAUCGUCACCCGUCAAAUACUUCUUCGCUUGGUUGUCAUACGACCGUCUGUGGUUCUACCCUCUCAUGAGAAACGAAUAUCUCGGCCACCCAGUCACCUGUGCCAAAGAUGAAUUGGUGCCUCUUGAUGUCAACACUGCCUUAUACCAAGGAUUGGGUGAUACCGCAAUGGCCAUGGCCGUGAAAGCUGCUCCCGCUUUGAACUCCACCAUCACCCCUCUUGAACACAUAGUCUUCGCUACAGCUGCUCAAAACGCCUCUUUGACUCAGUUGUUUACACUCGCUGGAAGUGUUGCCAACUUUGGCGGCGCCCUGGCCGUCCCUGGCUUAUCUGCUACUACCCAGGCUUACAUCACUGGCCAAUACACUGCUGCAGCUGCCGCUUACGGCAAGUAUGCUGGUAUUGAUGCAACCAACGCUGCAACUCUCUCUUCCUCUGUUACCCUCGCUUUGGAGGCUCAAAGUAGUUUGGCUUUAUCAGGCAUCCUCAUCUCUGCUCCAGUCCCAACAAUCGACUCAUGUCUAAUUACCGAUGGAGAGUCUGGUUUAGCAGCCAUCGUUGGAAUGACCUUAUACACCACAUAUGCCAACGGCUCGGUCUCUGGUAAAGAUGUCGACCACUGGGAUGUAACACCUAAUGGAUUAUUGUAUGGUCUCCAAGUCGUCUAUGGUGCUUUCUACUUCGUAUUAGCAUGGGCUGCUCUCCGGUCUUGCAACUUUAGACAAAAGUAG
Molecule: messenger RNA, 2316 nt
Organism: Synchytrium microbalum
Lineage: Eukaryota; Fungi; Chytridiomycota; Chytridiomycetes; Synchytriales; Synchytriaceae
Exons: 13
Coding region: 1-2316 (771 amino acids)
Cellular component (GO): membrane
Molecular function (GO): ABC-type transporter activity; ATP hydrolysis activity; ATP binding
Source: RefSeq, a predicted model, not a curated record